CGCCUGGUUACCACGCUCCGUGAGAAAACGCGAUCUCUGUUGUCUUACCGUCUCACCAGGUUGAUGGAACGUGAGCAAACCUUAGGUACAGCUGACCGCACUCGCUGCUCAGCAGUAAAACGUUGAGUCAAUUCGGCAGAGGCAGAACAUAGAUUUUUUGCAGGGAAUCUUUAAACUUUUAUACAUGGCGGGACGUCUGCCAGAUGCUUAAUGGGAAGGGAACGUCCCACGUCUCCUUCCUCUACGAUUUUUCGCAGAAGUUUCAGCAGUCACCCGCUGGCAGCAGUCUUAUGUGGUCCGUGCCCACUUACGGUCAUCUCAGGUACGAAAAGAGCUUGAAGCAUUCAGAACCCAAAUGGCAGACGGCGAUGAGGGAAGUGCGAGACAAAGGCUUUAUUAAGUCUUGUUCUUGGUAAGUUCGUCGAUUCUGGCUUCUUCAGACAGGCGCACGUCCAGCUCUCGAAUCGCCGCACACCCUCGUCUCCUCAACGUCGCAUGCCAGGCGAGAUUCGGCUGUUCUUGCGCCUCGCUCUCCAUCGCGUUAACAGACCGACUACCGCUUUUAUCUGGUUGUCUCAUUUGUCCUUCUCUCAACCAGUCAGUGGAGAGCGACUCCGUCAUUCCGAGCAGCAUUCCCGGUCGGCGCACGGCAUGCGCAACUGCGAAGGCGACUCCGCUGCUACGGUGCCCCGCAGAAAUGCCCUCCCCUUCCUUCCCUUCGUUUUCGUCGUGUCAGCAGGUUAUGGCCUGGGAGAACGCAUGUAGAGCGGGGGAGUUCUGGGAACUUGAAGGCUUCCGCAGUCCCUCUUUUUUUAGAUGAGUCCUUACCGCGGGUCCUCACGCUUGGCUGCCCGCCUCUGCCGCGGAGCAAGCGGGGUCUGAGUCGCCCUGUUGUUCGUAUCGAGUUGAGAUUUCUUCUUUCCUUGAUUCUUUUCUUUAAGCCUUGCCUCGAGGGGCUCGACUCUUUUCUCUCCCUCGAGACGAGCAUUUCAGUUACUCCCUUGUCGACUGCUCUGCAUUCCACCAUCCGGCCUACACACUUGACACCGCCCAGGAAACAGAACUUGCUUUCAGGUAAAUCCUGUACCUUUUUCUCCAGCCUCUUUUCCCCCUUCCCAAAACGUGGACGGAAAGUACUGGCGCGCCACGUUGUCCAGCCCCCCCCCUCUCCCCGUCGUUUUUCGUUUUUUUCGUGCUCGCGAGACACCACCCGUUUUCCUUCUUCCCUUCUUUCUUUCCUUUCUCCCUCCUUCGUGACCUACGAUGGCUGAAACUGCUCUGUACUACCAGGAAUUAUCUAGAAAGCAGGCGCCUCAGCCUCAUCGGCUGCGGCCUGCGUCCGCGCCGCGCGCUCCUUCCUCAGCUGUCUGCGGCGAUUCGUUACAUGCAAACUCCACAGAAUUGUAUCCUCUGCAAACCAGUCAGCAGUGUUCAACUUCAGAGCACCCCGGGGGCAGCAAUCGAGAGCCUUGUCUGGCCUCCCCGUCAUUGCUCUCUGUGGAGGCGAAACCGCAGCCGCAGUCCACCUGCAGCAGCGCGUAUAUCAACAGCAUGUACAGACCACCCAUUCUGUCCCCGCAAGGCACAGUCGUUCCCCCAACCUUCGUGGGCGUUCCUCCGGCUCCGCCUUCGCUGCCUUCUCCUGGGGAGAUUUCGAUGACUGCUCUUGGACUUCCGGAAACAGAGACGAAGACCUCUCAAGAGCAGGCAAGGAAGCAUGCCGAGUUAACGGGACCCCCAACUUCGUCUCCGUACCAUGUAACUCCGCCUUCUCUCCUUUUCUCUCCGUUCAGCAUCGGCGGGCCUGAGAAACGGCACCCAGAGGGAAUCGCUCUCGCUGGCGCUCAAGAGCCUCUCGCCUCACACUGUCCCCGAUGCCGAGAAAGCUCUUCUUCUUUCUGGGAAGGCCGUGCUUCUUCCAUUUUGGGGUGUGAGGACGCCUCGCCGGCGUUCAUGGCACGCGCCUGUCCCCUUCAUGCAGGCGACGCGGGCGGAGCGCCUUGGGCGCGGGGGGUAUCUCUCGCUGUCGCUUUUUUUGACCUGCUCGGACGAGGUGUCUCCGCAUGCAGCCGGUCUCUGAGCCUCGGACCCCGGCAAUGCUACACCUCCAGAGUGGCUGUGCUUCUUCGAGUCGGCCUCGCGGUGCUGGUCGCCCUGGCCGUGCUCCUCUUCUUCGUGCAUGCAACGCACGGCGGAGACCGCAGCAGAGCACCUACAGAGGCGGAAAUCCCUCAGCCUGUUAACCGCGAGAAGGACUCUUCCAUCUGGGACGCGGCAGGUCUCCCUCACUUCGCCUCUCAGAGUGACUCCGAGCGACGCGGAGGCGCGAAACCCUCAGACUCAGACUUCACAUGGCUCGAAGACCAUGACACAGAAGAAGCAAGUGAGACAGACGAGAGAGACGCAGAAGAGAGCUUCUUCAUGGGAGGUGCGACCCAACUCGUUCAUCCCGGCGUCGGAGUGCAAGGCAAGGGCGCGUGCAGAGGAAGGAACUACCUUUCUCACACUCUCCGCCUGGCGCACGAGCAGUCUUUCUUCUCGCUCUUCGCCAACACUCAGGGCAUGGCCAAAUACGAAGCCAGCGACGUGAUCGGCGUAGAUGGCAGCUUAUAUACAGUGUUUGACUCUUCAUAUGCGAUCGGUCACACGAGUUACACGCUACGUCCCUUCGAUGAUACGAACUACCUCAUCGGCAAUCCAAAGCGAACUGGAGAUGAAGACUCGCAAUGGGAAGCGAUCACCUACGACGAAGUGACAAAACGCUUUUUCAUCGUUCGAGAAGCGAUCGUGAUGGAGGAGCACACCCCCUGGACGCCGACAACCACUUCCAGCGCUGCCCCAAAUGAGCAGAAAGAAGCUGCAGCAGCGCCUUCUCCGUCCAAGAAAGCAGGCAAAGUGCACAAGUCAAAGACAGCAAAUCACGGAGGGAAAGACGAGGCAGAAGCGGCGCGAAGUGCAGAAGUUGAAACAAGGGGAGCGACAAAGAAUGCUGGAAAACUGGAACAUUACCACGCCGUGAUCGAGGAAGUUGAAAUUAGUGAAAAGUCCUACAAGGUCGUCCAAGCCUGCCGAACGGAAUUCAGCUUCUCCGCGCAAAACAAAGGGUUCGAGGGCGUUAUCAGCCUUCGCGACACCAACGGGAAGUUUUUUCUCCUCGGUCUAUGCGAAGGCAACUACUGCAAGGGAGGCGCCAAGGGCAGAAAGCGAGGCAAUGGGCGUCUUGUGCUGAUGGAGAAAGUCGAAGCGGCCGGCACGGGCGAGCAAUGCAUCUGGACAACGGUUAGAGUUCUCCACCUGCCGCGAGAAGUCGCCUUCACGGACUACUCGUCCAUCGCCGUUCGAGGAAGCCACGUGGCCAUCACCUCUCAAGAAGACUCGGUCGUGUGGCUAGGGAAGUUCAACAUGCCCGAAGAUAAGCCGAAUCACUCAGACGGGGGCACGGGGGUUGAAGCCUCGGUCGACGCGCCCAAGAUGCUCCUGACAGAUCCAGCAGCUCUCGAAGUCGUUCCAGGCGGCCAAGUGCUGAACUUUCCUCGAGAUGAACAGUGCAACAUCAUCUACUGCAACAUCGAAGGCAUUGCGUUCGCCGGCAGAUUGCUUGUCACAGUUGCGGACAAGGUGAAAGCCUGGCAAGACCCUCGGUGCAUGGCGACGGACCAGCGGGUGCAUGCGUUUGUGUUGCCUCCGAACUUCAAAUACUGAUUUAACUGUUUUGAUUUCUAGAAGCGAAGCAAUUCUUGCACUUCUUCAGUAUUUGCCGUAAACGCGAACGGAGCCGCCUUUUUACUGAACGAACGAGAGGUUUUUUUAGAGAGCACUAUGGCAAGCAAUGCUUUUAUGUAGUGUUCCUGGCAAAGUCCUUCGGGGGUUCUGAGGUAGAGAGGCGGGUGUCGCACCCGAUAGGCUUUCUGUUGUGUUUUAUUUUCUCAUGCAGUUAGACGGGCAGAACGCGGCCUGGCAGCUAGUCUUCUGUCUCAGCGAACGCUUUAGAAAGCACACAAAAACCGGGGCGUGAUUUAUGUGUGCUAAAGGGCGUGCUCUUCGCUUGAGCUAUUGCGAUUGGUACUCAGCGCCAGGAGCACUUGGUAGCGGUCUCCGUCGGAUGGCAGGUUUUCGUCAAGGGGAGCAACUUCCCCUUUUCUGAAUUGCUUUGAAGCGGCAAUCUGUACGUUUUUUAGUUCCUCUCACAGCGAGAGAAACAGAUGUGUGUGCAGUAAGGACUUCGUGAGCCACGCGUACCCACCCGGUGGUUGUUUGAAAACAAGUCACGGGUGUGUCUUUCUAGAGUCACACCGUUGUUUCCACCGUACGACGAUUGCAUGCGGUACUAUGUUUUUUUACCGUUAAUGAGGGUAGACGAAAAAAUGGCUGUAAAGAGUUUGUGGAACGCUUGCCAUUCGAAGUCCAACUCAGGAAACGCUCGAGUCCUUGACCACGGUGACUGUUGCUGUUGAUUUGGACACUUGUGCUGAAGCGCAAACUCGCGUUGCUCCACAUUAACUGGAAUCCAGACGACCCUACGGCUGAAGUGAACAGUGAAUCAAAUCUACCGCAGCACACCAGGGCUAGACAGCUUGGACAAAAACCACGCAUGCACUGCAUUCGGACAAGGCUCACGAGAGUCUCAGAUGGAUUCACACCCGUUGUUCCCAGUCGUUCGACUGUUGAAGGUUUUAGGGGACAAAAGUGUCGUUGAAUCUCGGAGGUAACGUGGCAGUCGAUCGCCAGUGAAAUGAGGAAUCAUGUACAGAAUUCGGGUCCAUGAAUCUUCAUGGUCGCCGUAAGUUGUGUAUCGCAUCGUCCUACAUCGGCUGCCACGAAGGGAAAGCGAAGGAUGAGUGCACUGUGAUUUUUGUGUGUCAACCUAAAUUUCGCCUUUUCAACAUCAAUGUAAAAACAGUCAUUCAAACAGAGACUCUUCUUUCUCGUGAUGCAUUAUUUGUUACCUGUUACGCUGCAAUCGCUGACCGUUGAUGUAAACAUGCAAGCAUAGCUCUGUUGCUUUCGUUAUUCAUGGAUCUCGACAGUGCGGUCAUUUGAUGUGACCCUGGGCAUUCAAUUAGGUGUAUUUUACCGAAGAAAUGGCGGCUCUAUUCCACAGUGGCACACCGUAACCACACAACUUUAUAUGUGGCAAAAUGAAAGACUUCCCGUUCUGGUGCGACUACCACACCCGGUGAAUUGACCCAAGAACUCAUAAGAAUCUCUCCGUUUCCGAUGGCCCGUCAAGCGGCGAGAAUUCUUGAAAAGGAGUCGUUGAUUUCUA
Messenger RNA from Toxoplasma gondii ME49, 5266 nucleotides. RefSeq lists its product as hypothetical. The record is from RefSeq and is a predicted model, not a curated record. NCBI's taxonomy places the organism in Eukaryota, Apicomplexa, Conoidasida, Eucoccidiorida, Sarcocystidae. The transcript is spliced from 12 exons. Bases 1264 to 3702 code for a protein of 812 amino acids.